AAUGGCCCCCUUGUUUAACAUUUUUUUGGAAAAAGUAGUCACUUCAAACAGGUAAAUGUUUCAAAUAUAGAAGUAGUAGAAGCUUUUUAUGUAGAUUUGCAUGCUAUAUUUUAGGGCACCUUUGAUAUCCACAACUUACCAUAGAAGAACAGUGUAUGUGGUAACUUGGGGUCCACCUUCAAAAUCUACAGCUGAGCUGAAUGUAUCUACAUACGGCUACCAUUUAUACAGCUGUGGGGAUGGUACUAUUUUAGAACAUUUACCCAAGAAACUGGAGAAGGAAGCAGUGUCUGUUGGCAAGCUGAUUCACAGCUCAAAUCCUACUUACAGGGCUGGAUCAAGAGUUCCUACUAGAAGUGAGAUAAGUUGGAGCCCAGAUUUCCUUGUUGUUGCUAUAGGAAAUGACGAUGGGUAGGAGAUUUUUUAUUUAUUGUAAUCUUUACUGGAAAUUUAGAAAUACUGAAACAAUAUUAUGUAUUAGUAUUCAGUCAUGUUUUACCUGCACAUUUCAAGUUGUAGUUAUAAGUCAUUGUGCUUGUUCUGAAUCUCUUCCAAGUGACAAACUCAGAAUUCUUAGGUUGGACAGAAGAAGUCAUUGUACUCUUUUUGCAGCAGUAAGCAUAUGACAUAAACAAUUUUGAAUUGUCUACUUAAAGAACAAAGAAAUUGAUUGUGUUUGCUUACCUUUUCCUCUUUCAUCCCCCUUGCCUGUUUUGUU
Molecule: messenger RNA, 718 nt
Organism: Ruditapes philippinarum (Manila clam)
Lineage: Eukaryota; Metazoa; Mollusca; Bivalvia; Venerida; Veneridae
Product: gem-associated protein 5-like
Exons: 3
Coding region: 101-415 (104 amino acids)
Molecular function (GO): protein binding
Source: RefSeq, a predicted model, not a curated record